AAACAACUAUAAAAUAGGUUAACAGUAGUAAUGAAGUGCCUUUAGCCCUUAUGUUGUUGAGGAGUAUUUGUGUAAAAUGAUUCUUCCUAAAAUGACUGAGAAAAAAUCUGAUGGGAUGUGGAAAUAGGUUUUAUCUGUCAAAGUGAAGCUAUAUCUAUUUACCACCUAUUUUCUGUGCCAAAAUGGUCCCAGGCUCAAUCUUCUAACCUCUGUUAAUUCCAUCUAGUCCCAUCAGAGGGCUUCUUUCUUCAUUUUGCUUUGGUUUGUAGGUGAAUAUGGAAAGUACCAGAGUAAUUUUCACUCUGCUUUCUGUUCACAUCACCUGCGUGACAAGAGCAGCAAAUAAUUGUAGAAGAGCUUUCCAAAGUGUCGGCUCAAAUAGGCGUUUACGCAGAUGAGGAUGGUUAAUGUUGAAAUCAAAGCAGCUGAUAGUUGUGUAUCUUUUUGAGUAGUAACUAGAGGUUCACCUAGAACAAAAGGUAAUAAAUUAUGUCUUGCAUAUUUUUUCUGAGAUUAGCUGAAGUCCCAGUCUUUCUACAAGCUCUGGAUCAGAGAAAUUUUCUUCCGUUCCAAAACAUUCCCUGACAUUCCAUUAGUGUAGUUCUUAUUAAGUACCAUUUUUAGUCCUGAAUUUGUUCACCUCUUGUCCAUGCAAACCAGAUCAAUUUUGCUUCUCACCCAAAUAUACUGUUUUAUUAGUAGGUAACAUGAACUUAAAUAGUCAUUAUUGACCGGUAGAUUAAUGCUGAUCUGCUUUUAUCUGUUGUUUAAUAAAUGAUGGGCAUAUCUUGCUAGAGUCUUCUCAGAAAUGAUUGGAGUUAUGAAUAUGCAUCCAAAGAGCAUACUUUUUCACUUUGCUUUUUAUGAAGCUAUGUUCUUUUAGAGAAAGUUUAUGUUCCAUACGAAUUGGGAUUCUCAUUAACACAGCAGAAUGAUUUUUAGAGCUCUGAAUGUGUCUUUCUUGCACAGGUACUAUAAACAUCAGGUGUUUUCUUGAUUUGCUUAGACGUGAAUAUAUCAGCAGCUGGUGUAAGCUUGAGUUCACCCUCAGGUCCCCAUCUACCAGCGAUUUGUACUGCUGUUCGAGCUCUGAUAGCAUUCUUGUUAACUGCAAAAUAGGCUUUGAUGAAUUUUUAUUGCCUCCGUUCUUGCUCUUCUGUACCCAGGAUGUUAUGGGAAUAUGUUGCUGUAGGCACUUAUUUCAGGAAAACCACCAGAAGAAUUCCACAGUUCUUCCUCUGAAUUUUUCCAGUUUUGCUUUCUCUGCUCGUACUAGCUGCAUUGUUUAGUCAUUUAUGUAAUCCCCUGCAUGGUGCUUGCAUUCACCUGGUAGAAUUAAUGACUGCUGUACCAGCAAGACUUUGAAGUACUCAGCUUUAGAGUACACUGUGUUCUGCACACAUAGCAGUUUGUGAUGGAUGGCUCUCUCAAUCACAGCUAGAAAAACACGCUGCUAAUGUAAUUUUUGUAGAGAAUAAGCAUGAGUUUUAUGCCAAAUCUAUUCAAUGCAGGCAGGGUUAAGCAUGGAAAACCAAAAUACUACAUAGAGUGACAAAAAGCAGCAAAGAAGGGCUUAGCACUUACUGUUGGGAGUCUUAGAGGUGCCUGUUGUUACUCCUGAUGUUAGUAUUUGUGAUUCAGCUCUUCAGUGUGCUCUAAGAGUGAAAAAAGAGAAGAAAAAAGAGAAAAGGGAACUUGACCUUGACCUCAGGAGUGUGGCUUGACCUCAUUGCUACUGGAAGAAUCAUGGAACUGCUUUUCCUGAUGCCGUAAAUACCUUCCUUAUAUCCAAAGAAAGCUUUAGCAGCAAAAUUGCAUGACACAUGACAGAAGGGGGCUUAGCCCCGUAAAUGCAACACAUAAUUUUUCUUUUGGGGAAAAAAUGGGGCACAGGCUUCCUGGUAGUCAGGUGGAAUUUGCCUUCACUUGAUUAUAAUCAGCUUUGUUCUUUUGUUGAUGUCACCUCAACCAUACACUGUUGCUAUCUGCCACUUACUGUCAUAAAGCUCAGCAGGGAAAAUAAACUGAGGCCACAGUUGCAUCUGGCAGUGUCUUGGCAAGAUUUGGCUGGUCAUUUGAAGUGUUCUUUUUUUCUGUGAGUAGGAUAUGAAGUCAGAACUAUGUUUUGUAUAUAGGGAUCAUUAUUUUUAGAACAGCAGCAGGUCUUAGCCUCUGCAUGUAAUCCGCUCAGACAGAGCCACAUGAGGCAUCAAGGUUUGCGUGAGGUAUCUGUGGAGCUCAGUCAUUGAUGUUGAGUGUAAUUUGAGUUGUGGAAGCAUGGAUGCUCAAAGCACUGAAUUGUGUGAUAAUUUUAAGUUCAGUGCCUCAUGAUGUCCCUGCCUGUGGCAGCGGGGUUGGAACUAGGUGAUCUUUAAAGUCACUUCCAACCCAAGCCAUUCUAUGAUUCUGUCUUCAUCUGUGUCAACUUCUGUUUCAGACAUGGCGGAUAUGUGAUAAAAGCUUUUUAUGAAAUCAGAUCCAAACUUAAAUAAUUCUUAGUACAUUGGUGUUCUGUGUAUUGAGCAAAGUUGAUGCAAGACUGUCCUGUUAACUGCAGCCAGUGUGCCACUAAGUUUGGAGUGUGCACAUAUUGCAAACAUGAAUCUGCAUGUUCUCAGCAGCCAGGGACAGUGCAUAUAGAGGAUAUCUUCAUACACAUAAAGGUUAUCGGGGCCCAUUCGAAAAAACACCAGCUGAACAGCAUGCAUUUGAUGCUGCCAAUGAAAAGGCUUGCCUAGGAUGUCAUCCCUCAGCUAUACAUAGCAAACUCAAAGCUCCUUACAGAGAAACCUCUUACCAGUCACUUUCCACAAAUGGUGCAUGCACCUAAAAGUACUUAGUCAAAAUCCUUCAGAGGUAUUUAAUGCAAAAGCAGUUAGUCUGUGGUGUUGUUUAGAAGCCUGCACGCACCACCAGCAAGGAGGAAGUGCAGGGCAGCUGUAGCACAGCACUUGGGCUAGUUUCUCAUUUUAUUUCAACCAGGCUCUGCCACCCCAAGAGCUUGUCAAGAUGUGUGACAUGGGGGGGCUUGACAACCUGAUUGCCAACACAGCCUAUCUGCAGGCAAGGAAGAGUGGAGAUGGAGACACAAAGGAGAUGCAAAAGAGACGUAGGAGCCUCUCGCUGCCCAAGGUUGAUCAGUGCAGAGAUGUUAGACAGUCCAUUGUUGCUGAUUAUGACAACAUCUGUGAGCAGCAGCCCAUUGGCAAGAGAUUCUUCAGAGAUUUCUUAGAGACAGUGCCAGAGUAUUUGGUAGCUAAGGACUUCCUGGAUGAGGUGUCAAACUGGGAGUUGGCAGAGGACAAUGUCAAGAGCAGUACCAUGGAGAGUAUGAUCACCAAUUUUCUUAAGACAGGCUCCAAAAACUAUCUGGCUUUCAUGAGCUCUGACUUGGCCAGCAAAUGCCUGGCAGCUACUGCAAAUGACUAUGAGAAUGUUGUGCAGAUGGCCAAGGAGGAAACCAAGCUCUUCCUUAAAGGCAAGCCGUUCCAGGACUUCCAGACCAGCCCCUUCUAUGACAAAUUCCUCCAAUGGAAAGUUUUUGAGAAGCAGCCAGUAACUGAAAAAUACUUCUAUGAGUACCGAGUGCUGGGCAAAGGUGGCUUUGGAGAGGUUUGUGCCAUCCAGGUGAAAAAUACUGGCAAGAUGUAUGCCUGCAAGAAACUGGAUAAGAAGAGGUUGAAAAAGAAAGGUGGAGAGAAGAUGGCAUUACUGGAGAAAGAGAUCCUGGAGAAGGUCAACAGCCCUUUCAUAGUCACACUAGCUUAUGCUUAUGAGAGCAAAAGCCAUCUAUGUCUUGUUAUGAGCCUCAUGAAUGGAGGGGAUUUGAAGUACCACAUCUACAAUGUAGGAGAAAGGGGUUUGGAAAUGAAGAGGGUCAUCUAUUACUCAGCUCAGAUCACUUGCGGGAUUCUACAUCUCCAUUCUAUCAAGAUUGUGUACCGGGACAUGAAACCAGAAAAUGUCCUCCUGGAUGAUAAUGGCAAUUGCAGACUGUCUGAUCUUGGAUUGGCAGUGCAAGUCAAAGAGGGAAAAAGCAUCACUCAGAGGGCUGGGACAAAUGGUUACAUGGCUCCGGAAAUCCUGAAGGAAGAAGAUUACAGCUAUCCUGUGGACUGGUUUGCAAUGGGGUGUAGUAUUUACGAGAUGGUCGCUGGGCGAACACCAUUCAAGGAUUUCAAAGAAAAGGUCGAUAAGGAUGAGAUUAAAAGAAGAACUCUGGAAGAUGAAGUGAAAUUUGAACAUGCCAACUUUACAGAGGAAACGAAAGAUAUUUGCCGGCUGUUUUUGGCUAAGAAAACGGAGAGUCGUUUAGGAAGCAGAAAUGAAGAUGAUGACCCAAGAAAACAUAGUUUCUUCAAAACGAUAAAUUUUCACAGGCUAGAGGCAAACCUUAUUGACCCUCCAUUUGUGCCAGAUCCAUCAGUUGUCUAUGCCAAAGAUGUUACAGACAUUGCUGACUUCUCUGAAAUACGAGGAGUUGAGUUUGAUGACAAAGAUAAGCAGUUCUUCAAAAAGUUUGCAACAGGUGCUGUCCCUGUAGCCUGGCAGGAAGAAAUUAUUGAAACAGGACUGUUUGAAGAACUGAAUGAUCCUAACAGAGUAGAUUCUGGGGGUUACGCAAAUGGAGGCGAAGCUAAGUCAGGAGUUUGUUUGUUGUUGUAAAUACCACAUUGUUAACAAAAAAGAGUAGCACCCACGUCAGAACUUUCCAUGUUCUGGCAUUGUUUCAGAAACUCAGUGCAUCUGUUUAAGAAGAACCAAUCAGUGUAAUAUAACAUUGGCACGCUUUGUAGGACCACCAGCUGUAUAGACUAUAUUAUUUUCCUUUGCUGUAACAAAAAAGAUUGUAUUUUUUGUUUUAUUGGAGAUUUACCAAGAUGAAGCACAAUAUUUCUCCAAGAAACUUAGAAUAAUAGAAAUUCAGGAAUACAAAAAGCAAUCAUAAAGUGAAGAGGCAACACCUUUUGAAAAUUACUGACUACCAUUUUGGAUACAACGAUUUGCUGGUUUUCUUUGUAUUUUCUUGUUAUUUCUACUAACAUUUCCUCUUUCUUCCACAGUUUUCAGAAAAGAUUUUUAAUUUUUGAGUAAUAUUCACAGUUAGACAAUGGAGCUCAUAUACCAUGUCAAAUGUGGAAUCUUACUGGUUAGCCAGACUGUCUGUUGUUUUCUUGAUUUCUGUUAGUUUUUGGAUGAUUUGUUUGUAAUAUGUUCAAAUUGUCAUAAAAUGUAACAGAAGGCUCUACAUAUCACUAGGAAAUAAAACUGACAGGAUCAAACUGUUGAAAGUUGAUUUUAACAGUGACGAUAAGAUUGUACCAAUUUAAUUGAAUAAAGAAUUUAUUUAUUAUUAAGUCUAUUCUUUUAAGUUGUAAUACCAUAUACAAAGAAAAUGUGUUUAUAAGUAAAUACACAUUAUUUUUGACAAUCAAUUUUAAACUUUUAUUAGGUUUCCUGGUAAUUUUUGAUGAUAUUUUCAUCAUAAAUUAAGCUAUAAACAGACAAAAACAAUUUUUAACUGGCUUUUACAAGACAUGUAUUUCAGUGCAAUAUAAAUUUUAAUUCAGUAGUUGCAAAAUGUGUUAAGUGCUGUAGUGGUGGAAAGGUUAUGUGUGCAAAUUGACACUAUCUUUAAAUGUUUAUUGAUUCUUAUGAAAAUGUUGAUGUGUUUUAUUUUUCAAUUUCAUGGCAACCUAAAUUGAGUUAAUUGGAAACAUUUCUGCAAGUACUUGCUGCUGCUGAAGUGUAUUACUCAUAAGAUGCAUCCUGCUGAUUUUCUACGAUAAGAAAAUUGGUGGUAGUUGUUUGCAACAACUUUUAAAACUGAUUCUGCAUGCUGUUUACUGUAGUCUAUGUAGCCAUCAUUUCCAUUGCCCAAAGUGGAAGCUGAAACUGCUCCAAAAGAACACACAUCUGCCCUCCAUUACAGCUUGGUGAGACCAGUUAGUGCUAGUGGCAUCAAAUUUAUGUCCCAAAUUGGUACACCUCAAAUCCAUAGAAAUGCCAUUUUAAGUCCUCCAGAGCCAUAAAGCAUUGCUGUGAAAUAGCUGUACGUUUUCCAGUGUAUAACUGAUUUUCAGUGUAUACAUGUUCCCAUAUGGAAAAAGGUUAUAUAGACAGAAACGGAAUUUAAUGUCAUGUCAGAAUCAUAUAUGCCAUAUGAUACCAGGUUUUGCAAGUCUGGGUUUUUCCAAAUGUAUUGCAAUACUGAGAUCUCUGAUUUCAGGACAUCAUAUGCACAGAACAUUAGGUUAUUUAGUUUUAGAACCCAAAGUCCUGUUGGGAUUUAUUGACACUGUAUAUCAGUGAGAUACUGUAAUGUUAAGUGUUCCAUUAAUCAUUCAGAGAAACACAUCACAAGUCUGAUAAUGCAGUUUGGCACAGUGUAUGACAAAGAAGAAUGUAUUAGUUUGAAAUCAUUUUAAUUUUCAGAAAUUCUCUAUUUCAGAGCAUGGACAACUGCUGUUUGCACUAUGAAGAGAGAGAGCAGAGCAAAGAUUAUGUCUGUAUUUCUGUUAGCAUUUUGAGUGUGUCUCUUAAACAUUCUUUUCAACUUUUAAGGAAUAUGUUCGGUUCAGAAUGGUCGACUUGUUCUUCCUGUCUCUGUAAAGUUCUUUGUUAAAUUUUCAGGAAGAUAUUUUAACAUCCUGCUUCACUUUAACAAAACAAUGCCAGCGAUCCUAAAAGAUGUACGCAUUUGCUGAAUUGUCCUAUUGCAGUAUAUGAUGCUCCUCAAUGUGAGUAAAUUUAAAUAUAUAUGCAAGUGUUCAAGAUCAGAGCCCAAGUGAAAAGUAUUGACCAAGUCAUUAGAUGUUCAUGAUGAAAAAUGAGGGAUGAAGUUGUGGGAGAAUAACCUUGUGGUUGUGGCAUACUUAGUUCUCCUGGCAAAAGAAAAACGUGUAAUUUGAAACUGUUAUUUUUUUCUUCUGGCUGUCUCCUUCUCCUUUGCCAGCUUUGUGGUGUCUCACUUGCCUGCCUCUUUUUCAGGCAGCUAAAAUGCAUUCAAGUGUUAAUGUAAUCUAAAAAACUAAAUUGUGAACUCUAUUGCAUUAAAUGUCAUCUGUGAAACGUUACUGAGUGCCCUGGCCAUUCUGUAGUGAUUGUACUAACAGUGCUGUCUUUCCUACUCUGUUUUACUUAGUACUGCUGUUAGAACUACUUGGUAAUUUUAAUUGUAGAAGGCUGAAAUGUAACAUUCAUAAGGGCUUGAAAUCUGUUCUUACAAGAACACCAUUUAAAGUACCCUAGACAACACUGAAGAAAGGCUGCUGGCACUGAGAGUGUAUGAAAGGAGAAGCUUUCCAAUAUAUCUCGAGUCCAAAUUUUAUUUGAUACCGUCCCUGUUACCCUUACCAAUACCCCUCCAAUUCUAAUGAGCAUAAAGAAACAAAAUGAGGUUUAAUAUUAACCUGGUGAAGUCAUUGUUCACAAAGAUUAUCAGUGGCAAUAAAGCUGUAGCUGUUUUACCUUCACUUGUAUCAUGGCAAAGGCUUAUUUAGUCAAUAAACACCUUGUGUUGCAGCAAUUAGUUUGCUUUUCUAUUCCAGUACAAAAUAGAGAUAGUAAUUAGAACCUGUGUGCAAUUUCCAGGCUAUCAAGUAGCAUCUGUAUGGCAACUUUACAUUAAUUUAAGAGCCUCUUAGCAAACAUAAUACUUGAGACAGUUAUUUCUUCAGCCAUAAACAAAUGAGAAUACAGGAAGCAAAAUAGAACUAGGACAAGAUCUCCAGUUAGAGCAUGUAAUUGCCUGUAAUUGUGCAGUCUAGCUAUAAAGUGAUGUGUGGGUUUAUAUGCUUUUAAUAUCAGCAUUGGUUUUUACUAAUAAAAUGUUCAUAAUACUGUAAUUAAACAUUAUUGCUUUUACAGCUUCUAAUGGUACAUAUGUAACAUUUUUCUGACCUGAACAUCCACAUCUAUGAUUAAGGCAAGUAAGUAUGCUCAUGUCAUUUACCUUAAAAAGUAUAAAUUGCUUCUUUUAGGCUAUGAUAGUAAUUUUUAUCUUUUUAUCAUAAGAUUUUUAAUAACAAAAGAUUUAAAUUCCUUCAAUCUAUUUAUGAAGUAAUGAAAUGCAGAAAAAUAUUUUAUAUGUAGUGUUUUUCUUUACAAUAGGAUUUAAAUUAAGAUCUUAGCAGCUAUGGCUCAUAGCAAUACAGAAGCACUGAAAAUCCUGCCAGUUCUGGGACUUAUCCUAAAAGCCAAGCAAACACAUCAAUUUUGAAAUCUAUGGAUAGCAGAAAUUACUUGCUUUCUGUAGAUGAGACCUGACACUUGUAAUGCUAUGGAUAAGGGUCACCUCUGAUCAUUGUGGCUUAGGGGAGUACAUUUGAAACAUUGCAUUAUGAUAGCCCUAGGGAGUUUUACAGACACAUUAAGGAAUAUAUGGACAGAAGGUGAAAACAAAUGCAAUUAAGCAUACAACUUUUUAUCAGGCACUGCAUUAUUACAGCAAGUAACACAAAUCUAGUAUUUCAUUUUAAAAAGAUUAGUGUUAUAAACCCAUUGUUUGAUAUUUCUCUGACUUCAUUUAUAUAACUGAGCAGAGGUAGUGUAAAAUUCUUACCAGUUAGCCCUCUGCAUGUGCAAAAAUGUGAAUAAAUACUUAGUGUUUAUAAGGGAGUGGAAAUCUUUUAGGCAUCUCUUGCCUGGAGAAGAGGAAGACCAAGAACACAGAGGGGUGUUACUGUGUCUCUUGCAGUGAAAGUAUCUACGCCCAUGGGAAAAUACAGCUGGUGACACCUGUAGGUAGCAUCAUUCACACUGUUCUCUUGAAUUAAUUUCCUUUUUAUGAUGCAGUAUGUUGUUCUUGCAUUCAUUCCACAUCUGUACCCUCCUGUCGCCUCCAGAAGGCUAGCACAAUUCUCAGUGAAGCAACUUUAGCCUUUAGGGAAGCAAUGUUAAUUCUGUAGCUUGGACAGAAAAGUUGCCAUAAAGAAUAGCUGUCAGCACCGUUUUCAGCCAAGAGUUACUCCAAGUGUUGAAAUGCUUUUUCAGGGCGAACAUGGGAAAAAAACCAUGAGUCUCUUUGAAAGGGCUUUGGAUUUGUUAGUUCUGGUUACUUUUCCUCUGACAACUUUGGGGCAGCUUCAGUGGUUAAUUUCUCCCUUUCUUGUUGACCAAGUGCAAGUGCAGUCUGUUUUAGUAGUUAUUUUAUACUGUUUGUGCUCUUUGUCCAUGCUUUUCAAUGUCUGAGCUUUGUCAGUGAACCACUUUCUUCCAAGUGUUUUGUUUUCUGAUUACACCAACAUGGUGCUAUUGCAAUGUGUGGUAGAAUGACUUCUGAAAAAAAGAAAUUUUUUUGUUUUCUUCUGUACACAAUCAUUACUUGAAGCUAAACAUAAGUAAUUAAUUUUGACGUGUGUUUUAUCAGAGUUCUUCUUCACCAAACCUACAUGUUGGUCUAUAUGAUUCAUUCAAGUUGUUCUGACAGUUACAUUUUACAGAGUGGAAAGAUACAGUGAGACUGAAUGAGGCACUGUAUACAUGCCCUUAUGAUGGGAGUUCCUAAUGAUGAAUGUUUCCGUGAUUCAUGUUUUUAUAAAGAAUGCCAAAGGGAUGACUAUGGAUAUCUCAGUUGUCAUAACUUGUAGUUCAGUUAACAAUAGUGGAGUGACUGUUUAAAAAAACAGCUAUUGUACAGGAAUGUUCAGUUAUGUUUGCUUUGCAAGACUUCAUGUAAGCAUGACAUGGGAUGUGCUAGACAUGUCUCGUGACUUGAAUCACUGUGGUAAAAGGUCUGCUGCAAGUAAGAACAGAUUUGUUAAUCAGUCCUGCCUGAAAGCAUUCCUACAGUAAUAUAUACUAGUCUGACUGAACACCUUUUGAACAGCAGUGAAAGCUUUCUUUAAUCUGCAUUGCUAGUCUGCAGUGCCUGCUUACAUGUCAGUCUAUGGAAGUGAAUUGAUGGAAUUACAGAGAGAGAAAUUGUUCCGAUAUCCUGGACUUCUCAGGAGAAUGUAGAGCAGAGCCUAUUGCCAUAGUGGUUGCUUCUGAGGGCUUGAGCUCAUUUCUGACAUCAGCAUGUAAAUCAGAAGUGGCUUUAGUAAUAUGAAAGUGGAGAAAAGUCAUGUUAUAUGAUGCAUUAAGUCAGUUCAGUCAAACAAAAGUUCCUAACGGGAACUUUCUCUCUAGGUCAAAUGACAGUAGAGCUAUUUCUUGAUAUAAAGGGAUGAUCAGAGUGGAACUGGUGAGAAAGUGUCUGCCACAAUAUCAAUCAGGGCGGUUCCUAAAGGAAUCCUGUUUGUGCACUUCCUUGUAUGAAGGAAUUAAAUUUGUAGUAAGAGGGAUGGCCAAUUUUUGUCAUUAUUGGUAACAACAACAUCGUGGUCAUAAAGAGGAAUCACUGGUACCAGUUACCAGUUUAGCCUGUUGCUCUGUAAUAAACUGGAGAGAGACGCCUGAUUUACAAACAAGCCCAAAAGAAUUUUGCUUCUGUUUCCAAAACAUAAUACCAACAGGAUAUCAUGAACAACAGGAGGAAACUGUUGAACUCAUACAGAAGGCCAGUUGACAGAAGAGUAAUCUCAAACAUGGUUUCUGGAAGCUAGCAUCAAACUAAAGAGCUAUCAGAGGACACGUGCAUUAAAAAAAAAUAAGGAAUUGCAUUAAGAAGGAUGAACUCUCUGAGAUUCCAUAGCUGUAUUGCACAACUGCAUCUUUUCAUCCUGUAUAGAGGAAGAAAUUAGAAAGUGUGCUCUGUACUAAAUGGUAAGGAUACUUCAUAUGCUGCUUAAAAUAAUCAGAUAAUGGUAUAUUGUCUGAUACAACCUAGGAGUCAGUAGUUUCUCAUGCUUUCAUCUUAGUAUAAGAUGAAAUUCUCUCCUAAUGAGAAUCCUUCUCUGUUAAAUGAAACAAUGGAUACUGGUUUUCCUGAGUUCCCACCCCUUUCCUCCCCAGGUGAUUUUUCUAAUUUCUUCCGCUCACAUUUUUGCUUCUCUCCCCAUCUUUCUGUGUCAAUGCUAAAUCAAAAUGUUACAUUCUUUUUGAUGUGAAUGAAAAUGUGGUGACAGAUGCUGGAUGAAAAGUCCUGUAACUCAUGAAUUCAUAAUCCACCAUCUACUACACAGCAGAACUAAACCCAAAUACAUACUCUUAUAUUCAGUCCUUCUAAAUACUCUUAUGUUAGUUACACUAGUUCCAGGCAGGGAAAAUAAUACUGGUCCCAGGCAGGGAAAGGAAUAAAGAUGUCUUUAGAAUUUUCCAUAUGCCUUGUGCAGAGAAUAGUGGAUCAAGUGUUUUAAACAAAGGAGGGAAGGAAACUUUGAUUUCUUGCCAAGAGAUUGAAACCUCCUGAUCUCUUACCAAGCUAGUUUAUUUUGUUGCCAACAGUUUCCUCACCUUAAAAAGCUUCUUUUCCUCUGUGAAACUAACAGCAGUGAAAGAAACAGUCUCUGCAGAAUGGCAACAUGGUAAAUAUCUGCUCCACUUAAUAUGAAGACAGAUUCACAUUCAAAUUUAGAUACAGGACCAGAAAACACACACAGUAGCAGGUGCAAGGCUGUCCUCGAAUAGUUCCUGACCAAAUUUUACUUUUUUUUUUCCUAUUAAGUACAUGAAAGUUGCUGUCUUUGGGAAUGUUGAUCUCCUACUGCACAAAAAUUAUUUAACUGCCUUUGCUAUUUAAUAAAUCCUGAUUUUCAGGA
Molecule: messenger RNA, 11642 nt
Organism: Pezoporus occidentalis (night parrot)
Lineage: Eukaryota; Metazoa; Chordata; Aves; Psittaciformes; Psittacidae
Gene: GRK7
Product: G protein-coupled receptor kinase 7
Exons: 4
Coding region: 3010-4665 (551 amino acids)
Biological process (GO): signal transduction; regulation of signal transduction; protein phosphorylation
Cellular component (GO): cytoplasm
Molecular function (GO): ATP binding; rhodopsin kinase activity
Source: RefSeq, a predicted model, not a curated record